Molecule: messenger RNA, 465 nt
Organism: Hibiscus syriacus
Lineage: Eukaryota; Viridiplantae; Streptophyta; Magnoliopsida; Malvales; Malvaceae
Exons: 1
Coding region: 65-208 (47 amino acids)
Biological process (GO): negative regulation of cell population proliferation
Source: RefSeq, a predicted model, not a curated record
CUGCUCCACUUCACUUGUUCAUUUUCCAUCUCCAUUUCAUAUUUAAUCAUCAAAAGGAACAAAGAUGAAGAUGAGCAGUGCGACCAUGAGAUCCUCUAAGAGAAGGCUAUCAUCAAGCAGAGGCGUUGGAGGUGUUCUCCGAGAGCAAAGGGCUAAGCUUUAUAUUAUACGAAGAUGCGUUGUCAUGCUCCUUUGCUGGCAUGAUUGAACCCCCACUCCUUCUACCUACUAGCCAUGUAGGAUCUGUGGGGCCUUUUUUUUCUUCCUUCUUCUUCUGCGUCUUGUUUCGGUGGGGGUGUAAAUACUGGCGGCGGUCGGCGGAUGUUAUCGAAGAGUGAAAAAAAAGGGAACAAUUUUUGUAUGCAUUGGCCUUUUGGCCUAGAUAUAAUUAGAUAGCUUGAAUCGAAGUCCUUAAUAUUACUUUAUUAUUUAGCAGAAGGGGCGUUUUUUUUCCUUUCUUUUUUA